AUAUCUAUGAAGAUCCUUCUAACCCCCUUACAUGGCCAAAAUUAUUAAUGACUGAUGGUGAUGCUUCAUUCCGAGACGCAUUUUCACAGGGAAUGCAACAAUAUAAUGUUCCAAUACGUGUUGUCGAUCUUUAUAGUUUUGAAAGCUUGGCUUUUAUUAAAGCAUAUAAGAAAAGAAUAGCAGAAUUAACAUAUAAGGUCCAAUAUGCUAUAGAGGGACGAUUAACUGAUGGGGAGCGAUCAAGAAUAUUUAAGAGAAUCCUUAAGAAGUAUAUUGAUUAUCUGAAUAAUAGUAAGACUUGCCUUAUUGGGAUGUCACCAGCUCGUGCUAUGACUUUAGAAGAAGUUGAAUCAAAGUCUUCUAAAAAACCUAAGCAUGCAAUAGGAAAAUAUGAGGAGAUAAAAUUACAAAAAGGCACAGCGGUUAGAUAUCUAUUAAAAGCAGGCGAGUUGGAAGGAGACCAUAGACGUAGAGCGACCGAUCCAUAUUGGAGCUUGCGUGUCUUCAAGAUUAAAAGAGUCAUCAUUGGAAGAAAUCCACCACAACCAGUCUUAUAUUAUCUCGAGAAUAAACCUAUCGAAUCUACUUCUCAUUUGAUAGGACGAAACCCCAAAAGACCCUUUAAAUAUGAGGAACUUCAAGAAAUUGAAGAACCUGAUAAGAUUGAAUACCCACCCGAUGAAUUUAUGCGAAAAUAUCAUCAUACUGGAUUUGAUCUACUAGGCAAGAAAUUUCUAUCAUGUAGGCCGAAUUUUUUGCAUGGAAUGCAACUUGAUGGAUAUAACGAAGAGUUGCGACUAGGAUUCGAAUUUCAUGGCAAGCAACACUAUAGUCUUAAUUCAAUGUUUCAUAGGAGAGGCCAGAUAGAUUUGGAUGAACAGAAAAUACGCGAUCAGAAGAAGCGGGAUAUAUGUAAAAAAGAAG
Molecule: messenger RNA, 924 nt
Organism: Funneliformis geosporum
Lineage: Eukaryota; Fungi; Glomeromycota; Glomeromycetes; Glomerales; Glomeraceae
Source: the annotation of a GenBank genome assembly